Naegleria lovaniensis is the source of this 2337-nucleotide messenger RNA. RefSeq lists its product as uncharacterized. NCBI's taxonomy places the organism in Eukaryota, Heterolobosea, Eutetramitea, Acrasida, Naegleriidae. The transcript is spliced from 3 exons. Bases 1 to 2337 code for a protein of 778 amino acids. The record is from RefSeq and is a predicted model, not a curated record.
AUGAGAUGUCAUCAAAUUGUGAGAGGAAAGCUUUUUUGUUUUCAUGAUCGUCGGAAUGAAGUAAUUGUUGCAUCAGACAAGCAAGAAAUAGGACUCAUUGAAGAGGAAUGGCUGGAAUGGAAUGGAGAGAAUGAUUUUGUUCUUUCUGAAAAUUUCAAUUUAAAACAAGUUUACCCUUCAAAUUGUAAAACAUUUAGAAUUUUUGAUUUGGCCAAUGUGUCAUUAGGAUUGCGCCAAAUAUUUCUAUUGAUCAUAAACUCGACUUUAGAAUUGACAUUGUUUGUGAAAGUUUGUGGGAAAUUGAAUGAAGAAUGGACUAAAUGUUUAGAAUUGAAAUUAUCCAAAUUUUCUCUGAAUUCAUCAUGCACUAUUGAUCUUGUUGGAUUUGACGGCCCAUCUUUCAUCAUUAAGCAAGAUUCUCAACUGUAUUGGAUUACAGAUAUAUUAACAUCUACUCUUCAAUUUGAAGUUAUGUAUCUUCAGUUAUCCAAUGAUGAAACCAAGAAUAGAAUAAUUUUUUCAGGAUAUGCUGGAAUGGAUACCAAGUUCUGGUACACUGUAUUCUCUACAAACCAAAAUCAAUUCAGUGUGUUGAAAAUUCCAAUAGACCCUUCCAAUGGAGAGUGUUCAUUAGAAAUAUGUGCAUCAUUGGGCAAUAGUUAUCCACUACCACCUUCUAGUUAUUCUUCAAUAUGUACUUGCUUAACCUAUGUCAAUUCAGAAAAAUCAGGAGUAUUUGGAACGUUGGAAAAGGAGCUUUUAUUUUUCAAUGCAGACUCUAUCACUAGAUGUCUCAAACUUUCAUCUAUUCCUGUGAAGUUACAUUAUCUACAUUUGAAUGCUAGACCUGUUCAUGAAGAAUAUAUUCUCGUACAUACCUCUGAUCGAUCAUUACAAAUAAUUUCUCUUGUCGAUUUCUCUAUUGUAAGAGAAAUUGAAAAAGUAUAUGACUUUCUAGUACACGAUUUUUUCAAUGUUGGAACUAUGCAAUUAUUAUGUAUUCACACAGAAUAUUAUUACGGAAAAUUACACUACACUCUCAUUCCUAAUCUUAAUACUACCAUAAUUAAUGGAAUAAUUCAUGAUGAAUUAUCAGAAAGAUCGAUUCAUUUGUACUCAGUAAUGAGAGCACUAGCCACACAAAUCGAAAACACGAACAACCAUAUUAAGAACUUGGACAAUAUCAAACAAGAUAAACAAAACCUUUUGAGACAUCAAAAUAGAGUGACCCAAGAAAUUUUGAUAGACUUUCAAAAACGUUGUGAUGAUAAAUAUCAAAACAGUACUGAGCAAAAUAAUGAGAUUCAACCACAAGAUCCAUCCUAUGGAAAGGGUAUUAGUGUUUCUUUUGAAAACAACAAAUCACUCGAGAAUAAUCUUUUCUAUGAUCAUCAUGUACAAGAUACAACAAAUGUGGAAUCAAUGCAUUCUCUCUCAGACACAGAUAUUACUUUAAAGUCAGCUUCACAGGCCUUAAACACCAAAUAUUGGGAUAUAAGAAGUUGUUUCAUUACGAAAAAUGAUAUGGAUGUUAUUUUAUUGCCAAUAUCGAAUCAUUGCCCAUUGCAAGCUGAAAUAUUUAAAAAAACUGAAAUUUCUAAUUCCUCUAAAUGUAUUCACUUGACAACACGAAUUGAAACUCCACUUCACUAUGCAGACGACGAUUUUUCUGUAAAGUGUCUAUUAAUUAAGAGAAAACCCAAUUCAGAACCAUUAUUUGAAUAUAUGGGAGUUUUGCAGCCAUCUGUAACAGACAAGCUAUUUGGUCUCAAGCAACCGAUCAAGAGCAACUUUGCAGACAUUCAAACUACACAAUUAAUAUUUAUCAUGAAACAUGACUCGGUGGAAAAGUCAUUGAAAAACAUUUUGAGUGAAAUAUGGGUGGAUCGACUCUGUAUGACAACAACAAACAAUAACGACUAUGAAUACUGUUCCUCCUCAAAAGGAUAUAUUUCACCCUUAUUUUACAAAGCAAUGAUUAACUAUGAAUUAACAACUUGCACAGAGAGUACUCUUAUUUGUGAUGUUUUGAGUGACACAAUAGAAAAUAUGAUUUUGGUUCUCACCACCAUCAUUGAUCAUCUUCCAGAAAAUAUCAUUGUGAUACCUUCAACGUUUGCCGAAAAUGUAUUGAAGCAUAGAAAAGCAGUUUGUGUAAAUAUCAAUAAGGAAGUCAAUCAUGUAAUUUUUAAAAUGCAUGACCAUGUGAAGCAAAGUACAAUGAUGAACCCAAGAGAACAUGAAUUACAACAAGACUUGCUUGAAUAUCUCUCACUUCAAAUUGAAACAGAUCAAUCCAUGUUGAACUUGUUGAAUGCUCUUCAGUAUCAUCAUUGA